Messenger RNA from Orbicella faveolata, 1577 nucleotides. RefSeq names its product dnaJ protein homolog 1 pseudogene. The record is from RefSeq and is a predicted model, not a curated record. NCBI's taxonomy places the organism in Eukaryota, Metazoa, Cnidaria, Anthozoa, Scleractinia, Merulinidae.
AGGAGGGUACAGAGGUUCGCUUGUUCUCAAAGUCAUUGCGUUAUAAUCCGGCAAGAUUUUGCAUAAGUCAUAUUAACUAUUUUAUUCAGAGAAUUAAGGGAGCGAGGAAAAGGGUUUUAAAUCAGGUUCUUAAAUUUUAUCGGUGGAAAAAUGGCGCUGAAAACAAGCUUCAUCGAGUGGGACAAAAUGCCCUCCCCUCCCCUAAAAGGUUUGUUUUGAAGGCACUUUCCAGAGCAUUCGGCGCAUGUGACGAGAAUUUUAUAUAUAAAGCACUUGUCUUAGAUAGCUAGUUCACGUCAUUGAAGUUUUAAGAUUGCAUAGCGCUGAGUUAUAGGCGAAACCAUGGGAAGAGAUUACUAUAAAAUCCUUGGCGUUCCUAAAACAGCUAAGGACGACGAAAUCAAGAAAGCCUACCGAAAGCUUGCUUUGAAGUGGCACCCAGACAAGAACAAGAGUGCGGGAGCAGAAGACAAAUUCAAAGAAAUUUCCGAAGCUUAUGAUAUCCUCAGUAAUAAGGAAAAGAGAGAUAUCUUCGAUAAGUACGGUGAAGAAGGACUUCACGGUGCUCCACCGAGUGGAGGCAAUGGGAUGAACAUGAAUUUUGGUAGCGGAGGACCAGGAUUCGCAAGAACAUUUGUGUUCACGAGUGGAAAUGCACGCGACACCUUCGCCCGAGCCUUCGGAGACGACGACGAAUUUGCCGACAUCAUUGGCGGCCUUGGGGGUUUUAGCUUCUUCAAUGAUAGCAGAGGUAGAAAGCCAGGCCAGAGAGCAAAUGGGAUGGGAAAUUUCAUGUGCGACUUCGAUGGCAUGGCCCCACAAACAAAGAAACAAAAAGUCCAGGAUGAAGCAAUCGAGAAAGAUCUGUUCGUGAGUCUGGAGGAACUGCUGAGUGGCUGCACGAAAAAGAUGAAAAUAUCUCGGAAAGUUCUCGACGGGCGUGGUAUUUCCAGAAAAGAAGAGAAAAUACUGACGGUGAACGUCAAACCAGGAUGGAAAGCAGGAACAAAAAUAACUUUCCCGAAGGAAGGCGAUCGCAAACCUGGAGUCGUCCCGGCCGAUGUUGUGUUCAUUGUCAAAGAUAAAACACACAGCCAGUUCACGCGGGACUCCAACAACAAUAUAAUCUACACUGCAAAGAUUUCAUUAAGAGAUGCCCUGGCUGGAGGACAAGCCGAAGUUCCUACUCUUGACGGACGAAAAUUGGGACUAAGAUUAAACAGCAUUGUAAAUCCAGAUUCAACCGAGCGCAUUCAUGGAGAAGGCCUUCCCUUGCCCAAAAAUCUCACCAAGCGAGGUGACUUGAUUGUCAAAUAUGACAUUCGUUUUCCAGAUGAACUAUCUUCCGCUCAGAGAGACAUUUUACUGGAUAUAUUACCAAGAUGAAAGAAAAAGAUAUCAUUUGAAUUUUUUCCUACAUGGUAAAUAAUUUAUUCAUGUACCUGUAAUAUAGUAUUUUAAAAAUGGCCAAGAGCUUCUUUUGGUUUCUAAUAAUAUAUUUCUAAACAUAUAUUAUGUCCAUGUAGUAAUAUCAAGAGUCUGAUUACAUUAAAAAUAUUUUCGUUUCUUAAAUUUGA